GCUACGGCGCUGCAGGCGGGGGUGGCCGAGGCUCGGCUCGCCUCGGACACAUAACACGCCACUUUCCUUCCCGGAAUGUGAGGCGCGGCGGAGCCGGGGUUGGUUGUCAAGCGCAGGUUCCCACAGUAGCGGCGGCGGCCUGGGGCUCCCCAGUGCGGGGCCGGGCGCUGACUGACUGGCGCGAGCCUCCGCGGUUCCAGCCCCUGAGGGAAGAAGGGGCGGCUCCUUGGGCGGCGGCGGCGGCAGAGGCUUCUUCUUCUCCCCCUUGCCCCGCUCCUCCUCGGGUCUACUUCCCCAAGCUCGAGACGCUCCUCGCCCGCCAUGAAGAAGUUUUCUCGGAUGCCCAAGUCUGACGGCACCGGAGGCAGCACGAGUAGCGGCGGCGGCGGCGGAGGAGGAACGUCGGCGGCCGUGUCGGGCUUUGUGGCCGGAGGCGGGCCGGCCGUGGGCAGCAGCAGGGUCUUCGCCGUGGGGCGCUUCCAGGUCACGGUCGAGGAGCUGCUGGCGGAAGGUGGCUUUUCCACAGUGCUACUUGUGCAUACACAUGGUGGAGUCCGAUGUGCGUUGAAACGAAUGUAUGUUAAUAAUGUGCCUGAUCUCAAUAUCUGCAAAAGAGAAAUAACAAUAAUGAAAGAACUGUCUGGGCACAAGAACAUUGUAGGGUAUUUGGAUUGUGCUGUUAAUUCUGUUAGUGAUAAUGUUUGGGAAGUGCUCAUCUUAAUGGAAUACUGUCGUGCUGGGCAAGUAGUGAAUCAGAUGAACCAGAGAUUGCAGACAGGCUUUACUGAGCCAGAAGUGCUAAGGAUAUUUUGUGAUGCCUGUGAAGCUGUUGCUAGGCUGCAUCAAUGCAAAACACCCAUUGUUCAUAGAGAUUUGAAGGUUGAGAACCUUUUGUUGAAUGACAGUGGAAACUAUGUCCUCUGUGACUUUGGCAGUGCCACUAAUAAAUUCCUUAAUUCUCAGAAAGAUGGAGUUAAUGUAGUUGAAGAAGAAAUUAAAAAGUAUACUACGUUAUCAUACAGAGCUCCUGAAAUGAUUAAUCUUUAUGGAGGGAAACCAAUUACUACCAAGGCAGAUAUCUGGGCUCUUGGUUGCUUGCUAUAUAAGCUUUGUUUCUUCACACUUCCCUUUGGUGAGAGUCAGGUUGCCAUUUGUGAUGGAAGCUUUACCAUCCCAGACAAUUCACGUUACUCCCAUGGUAUACAUUGUCUGAUAAGGUAUAUGCUUGAACCAGAUCAAGAACAGAGACCUGAUAUCUUUCAAGUUUCUUACUUUGCCUUUAAACUUGCCAAAAAGGACUGUCCAAUAUCCAAUAUCAAUAAUUCUCCUCUCCCUUCAACACUUCCUGAGCCCCUGACAGCUAGUGAGGCUGCUGCUAAGAAAAGCCAAAUAAAAGCUCGAAUAACAGAUGCCAUUGGACCAACAGAAACCUCAAUAGCACCACGACAAAGACCAAAGGCCAAUACAAGCACUGCCACUUCUAGUGUACUAACAAUUCAGAGCUCAGCAACACCAGUCAAAGUGCCAGUCCCUAGUGAUUUCAACAAUGGACAAAAAGGAGCCUCAAAAUCUGGAAAUAGCCAAGAGAGUAUGUUGUCCCAGGGAACUAAUCAGGCCCCACAGCAAAAUAGAGUACUGCAACAACUACAGCAAGGUGACUGGAGGCUACAGCAGUUGCAUCAUUUGCAUCAUCAUCACCAGCAGCAGCAGCAACAACAACAAUUGAUUCAGGAUGCAUACAUGCAUCAGUAUCAACAAGCAAUGCAACAGCACAUGAUUCAACAGCAGCUUUUGAUGCGCUCUGCUUACCAGCAGCAACCCUCCCCAUCCUAUCCAGCCAUGGUGCAGCAGUACCAACAAGCUCUCCUACAUCAACAAGCCCUUGUGAAGCAGUUGCAUCCUCCGAAACAUUCUCCUGAAUUUCUUGCCUCUCCUCAGGAGUUCUCACCAGCCUUAAUACCCCAUUCUAAAUCCUUUCCAUCUCAUGUUGGUGCAGCGUUGGACACACCUUAUACUACAAACAGGUCAUCUGCCUCUGAUGCUGAGUCUGUUUCCAGCUAUCCAAAACAGAACGUCAGUAACCCUCCUGACAUGUCUGGCUGGAACCCGUUCGGAGAAGACAAUUUUUCCAAGCUAACAGAGGAGGAGCUGUUGGACAGGGAAUUUGACCUUCUGAGAUCAAAUAGGCUCGUGGAGAGGAGAACUUCCUCAGAUAAGAAUGUGGAGCCACAUUCUGUUCCACAGAACCAUCCUCCAGAAGAUCCCUUUGGUUCUGUACCUUUCAUUUCUCACCAAGGUUCCCCAGGAAAUGAAAUUAAUAACUCAGACAGCAGUCUAGAGAACAAGGUAGGGAGCCCAACCAAAAAUGAGAGGUCAAGCCAGGCUAUUGGGGACCAUGAAAAUGUAAAGAAGGUGAGAGAAGGAAACACGAAAAAAGGAAAUGAUGAAUCAGAGAGUGACUUUGAAUCAGAUCCUCCAUCUCCUAAGAGCAGUGAGGAAGAGGAGCAAGAGGAUGAGGUCUUGCAGGGUGAGCAUGGAGAUUUCAUUGAUGACAAUGAUACUGAACCAGAGAACUUUGGCCAGCAUCCUCUUCUGAUGGAUUCUGAUGAAGAUGCAGAAGAUGAUGAUAAACCAAGUUCUGACUCUGAUUCUUGUCAUGCUAGGCCUGUGGAUGAGAUGCCCGGUAGUAGAUACAGAGAAGGAACUGGCAGUGUUGAAAACAGGGAGCCUAAUGUAACAUUUCCUGUGUUGACCGAAUUGCCAAAUACAGUAACCAAGGUGAGCCCCAAACAAGAAUUUGAUGUCUUUGGAGCAGUUCCAUUCCUUGCUCUUCAUUCUCAAGAGCCCAAGCAAAAUGGUAGCAAAGGUUUCUCUCCCCAGGCUACACUCCCAGGUUUAGACCAAGAUCAGGAUGAUUUUGAUGUCUUCACCAAAGCCCCAUUCAGCAGAAAAAUAUCUCAGCAAGAUGAUUUGAUUUCAGGUUCUGAAAACCAAUCUUCUCCCAUAUCGCCCAAAAGUGUGGAUGCUUUUGGCUGUAUCCCAUUCCCUCAUUCCAUCCCAAAGAACGAUGAGAGUAAAGAGGACCUGUUUGGGCUUAUCCCGUUUGAGGAGAUAGCAGGGAGCCAACAGCAGCAAAAAGUGAAGCAGCAACGCAAUCUGCAGAAACUCUCCUCUCGCCAGAGACGCAUGAAGCAGGAAGUAGCAAAGAACAAUGGAAAGCGCCACCAUGGUACGCCAACUAGCACCAAGAAGACCUUGAAGCCCAGUUACCGCACACCAGAAAGAGCCCGCAGGCACAAAAAAGCUGGCCGUCGGGACUCCCAGAGUAGUAAUGAGUUCUUGACAAUCUCUGAUUCCAAGGAAAAUAUAAGUAUUGCCCUUUCAGAUAGCAAGGACAGAGUCAACCCUCUGCAAGCAGAUGAUGGUCUUCUGGAUCCCUUUGGAGCCAAGCCUUUCCACCCUACGGAACUGGUGCUUCUUCCACAGCAUCAAGGUUUGGCUGAUAAUUGUGGAGACUAUAACGCAGUAGUUCCUGGUAGAUCUAGACAGAGUUCACUACUUGGUACCAUUCAUUCUGGUGAUGGGAUAAAAUUAACAGAUGAUUUUGGGGCAGUUCCUUUCACAGAAUUUGUUGUGCAGAGUGUGACAUCUCAACAAAGCCAGCAGCAGCAGACAGUAGAGUUGGAUCCUUUUGGGGCUGCUCCAUUUCCUUCCAAACAGUAGAUUGAACCAGGAGCAUUGUUGCAUUAUUUAAGAAUUUUAUGCACCACCAUAAACUAUCUGGUUCAACUGAGAAGAAACUUUUUUCUAAGUACAAUUGAUUUAUUUCUCAGUAGAGCGCCUCAUAUUUUAAAAUCUGCUAUGUUAAGCAUACAAUACUGAGAUGGCGAAGAUGUAAAAGAAUUUCACUAAGACCUUCUGAUCUCUUUUCAAAAUCUCCUAUCUGUUGUUGCAGCUACUGCCUAUUACUUUAACAACAAACAGCCAUGGUGUGCUUUUUACCAUGUACUCUUCACCAAAGAGGUCAUUACAAGAAAGGUCUGAUUUGAGGUGUUAUAAUUGGCCUGAGGGGAAUGAGAAAAUGCCUAAAUAUGUAAGAAGCUGGAUUGAUCUGGGACUACUUCACUUGCUUGUUGUGGGUUCCCUUCUAAAACAUCUCUGAACUUUUGAGGUUUCUGACUUGACAUUAGAUUCCUAAACAUCACAAAACCCCCAAACCUUUGUAGCUGUGGUUCCCAGAACUCUGCUUCCCC
Lacerta agilis (Sand lizard) is the source of this 4253-nucleotide messenger RNA. RefSeq names its product BMP2 inducible kinase (gene BMP2K). The record is from RefSeq and is a predicted model, not a curated record. The transcript has 16 exons. NCBI's taxonomy places the organism in Eukaryota, Metazoa, Chordata, Lepidosauria, Squamata, Lacertidae. Gene Ontology annotation, molecular function: protein kinase activity; ATP binding. Gene Ontology annotation, biological process: protein phosphorylation. Bases 322 to 3723 code for a protein of 1133 amino acids.